Molecule: messenger RNA, 2893 nt
Organism: Podarcis muralis (Common wall lizard)
Lineage: Eukaryota; Metazoa; Chordata; Lepidosauria; Squamata; Lacertidae
Product: protein jagged-1-like
Biological process (GO): cell communication; Notch signaling pathway; multicellular organism development
Cellular component (GO): membrane
Molecular function (GO): calcium ion binding
Source: RefSeq, a predicted model, not a curated record
CCCCGGCGCGCGUGAUGUCAGGCGGCCCUGCCCAGCGCAGCCAGAGCGCAGCCGGGCGUCUUCGGCAGCAGCAGCGACGGCUCUGGCUCCGCUUCCCGAUCCGAAUCGGAGCUGCGCUCCCGGGAGGUUGGGCACCCGUCGGCGGCGUGGCCUGGGCAGCGAGUCCUGGAUGCCCCGCGCUGGGCGACCGGCCAGGGGCUCCCAUUGCCGGGGCGCCGCGGCCGAGGGGCAGGGGGCUGCCCGCCACCCACCGCCGCCAGCACAAUGAGACGGCGGAGGACCCCUGGCGACGUGCUGUGCACCCUCGUCUUCCUCCUCUGCUACGCGAGGCCCCAGGUCUCCGAGGCGGCAGGAACCUUCGAGCUGCAGAUCCGCUUUGCCCGCAACGAGAAAGGGGUGCUGGCUGACGGGCGGUGCUGCCGCGGGGGCCUGGAUCCGCCGUGCCCCGUGGCGCAGCAAUGCCACGCCUUCUUCCGGGUCUGCCUCAAGGAAUACCAGCUGCGGGCUCUGCCCGGGGGGCCCUGCGUGCUGGGGGCCGCCACCACACCCGUCCUAGGGGGCAAUGUCUUCUCCACCACUCACCAGAAGAAGAGUGAUCACGCCGGCAGGGUGGUGAUCCCGUUUGAUUUUGCCUGGCCGCGCUCGUACUCUCUGGUUCUGGAGGCCUGGGAUGCCGCCAACGCUUCUGACGUCACCAGCCAAGGCGGAGGGCAGCUGAUGGAGCGGGUGACCCGUUCGGGAAUGCUGAACCCUGGAGAAGGCUGGCAGGACCUGUGGCAUCACGGGCGCAGCACCUCGCUGGAGUACCGUGUGCGGGUGCGCUGCCAAGAGCAUUACUACGGCCCGGCCUGCAACUUCCUGUGCCGCCCCCGCGAUGAUUUCUUCGGGCACCACAGCUGCGACGCUGCGGGCAACAAGGUCUGUCUGGACGGCUGGACGGGAGACGAAUGUAAACGGGCCAUUUGCCGGCCGGGUUGUCACGAAACGCACGGGACCUGUGAGGAGCCUGGAGAAUGCAGGUGCCACUAUGGGUGGACCGGUCAACUCUGCGACGAGUGCAUUCUUUUCCCAGGCUGCGUCCACGGCAGCUGCACCGAGCCUUGGAAGUGCGACUGCGAGACCAACUGGGGGGGCAUCCUCUGCGACAAAGAUCUGAACUACUGCGGGUCUCACCGUCCGUGCAAAAACGGCGGCACUUGUGCAAACAACGAGCCGAACGAGUACGAGUGCCUUUGUCCCGAUGGAUUCUACGGCCGGAACUGCGAGGAAGCUCUCCUUCCGUUACCCGUUGCCGAAUUAACUUGCGCUUCCGAGCUCUGUGCCAACGGCGGAACGUGCCUCAACACCUCACCUGGUUUCCGGUGCGUGUGCCCCCCAGGAUGGAGCGGGGAGCUGUGUCAGCACGAGGUGACCGACUGCCUCUCCCAGCCCUGCAGCCACGGCGGGACUUGCAAGGACCUCCCUGACGGCUUCAAGUGCCUCUGCACUCCUCAGUGGACAGGGAAGACCUGCCAGAUCGAUGUGAACGAAUGCCAGAAAAACCCAUGUCUCCAUGCACGUGGGUGCAAAAACCUCAUCGGGGGCUAUUUCUGUGACUGUCUGGAUGGCUGGACUGGAACAAACUGCAAUAUCAGAGAAAACUCUUGCCGGAGACGAUGUCGCAAUGGAGGGACCUGCCAGGUGAAAGGCGGAAGGCACCUCUGCACCUGCCGGGAGGGCUUCACAGGCGCAGAGUGCGAGACGGAGCUGAGCACCUGUGGUGGCGCCCCCUGCCUGCACGGAGGGCAAUGCCAGGAGACGGAAAACAAGACCUUCCUUUGCAACUGCCCUCCCGGGCUUAGUGGCAGCCGCUGUGAGGUCUUUGUGGAUCCCUGCUCCUCGAACCCGUGUCCCGACAACGCUUCCUGCGUGGGCAGCGAGGGCAGCUACGUCUGCUCCUGCCCCGAAGGCGCUACUUGCCGGCAGCUGCGAGACGCCUGCCUCGACGGCGUGUGCCAAGGCGCCGCCAACACAACAAUCCUCUAUGUGCUGCUGCCGCUGGCUGCGCUGCUCGUCCUGUUGGUCCCCACCUUGGUCCUCCUGGCGCUGUGGAUCCACCGCAAAUCCCAGGGGACUCCUCCAGCCGCACCGGAACCCGCCACCAACAACAGCCUGCAGCCCGAUGCCGUCCACCUGAUCCGCAACUUCACCCACGGCGACGCGGAGCAGGGGACCCGGGGAGGAGGAGGCCACGGCCAAGGCGGGGCGACCCCCAGGAACGCGCCCGCCCUGCGGGCUCCCAAAGACAGACAUCUCCAACGAGGAGAGGGCCAAACUGAACCGGCUGAACGCCGCUCCGGCCUUGCCGAGGCCUCUGCUCUGACCCAGCGGGAGAGGGGACGGUGUUUCAGCUGUGUGCAAAAAAAUUAAAAAGGCGGAGAGGGGAAUUGGACCCGCAGAGGAGGACUCCGUCAGCACUGCGAUCAGGGGCUAAAGAGCCCAGUGGCACUGCCCCCCCCAAAAAGUGGGGUGUGCGACCCCCAAAGCACCUUCCUGACCAAUCAAGCCUUUUGUAGUAGCAGUCCGUCCACACUUGCCCAGCGCUGCUGUAUUUCUGACUUGGAAAGGAUGCCAGAGUUCCUGUCUGCCUUUCACUGUAGGGCAGCGAGGAGCAGCUUCUGUGAAACACGUGCAGGCGGAAGCCCAACAGGUUGGGUCACCGGAUAACGACCCCGCCCCUUAAAGGGGGAUCGGUUGGGGAGAUUAGUUCUCUGGAUGCGAGGAAAGCCGUCCCUCCAAACUUUAGUCUGGCAAAGGCAAUAUGGAAGCCGGGAGGAUUUUGGCUCCGCUGCCGGACUUUUCUCAGAGAGUCCAGGUUGGCCGGAGGACAAUGAAAAGUCACCUUGCUUCUGCU